AGGCGAGAGCGAGAGCACGUCGAUUAAUAGACACCCCCCUCUUCGAAGAGAGCGACCGCUCGACCUUGGCGGCUGCGCGCACUCGUCCUCUGCUGCGCUGCUUUCGCCCUUUCCCUCACCCCCCACCAAAACCCUAAUCUCUGAUCCGCCCUUCCACUUCGACCCCUAGCCCUAAGCGCGGGAGGGAGGUGACGGGGCUGAGAGGCGGGCAAUGGAGGCUCCUCUAGGGCAGAAGCAACGGCCGCACGAGUUCCCCUCCAUCACCCUCUCCCACCUCUCCUCCCCUGCUCCCUCCUCCGCCUCCGCCUCCGCCUCCGCCUCCGCCUCCUUCGCCGAGGAUAACUCCGGCUGUCCUCGGCUGCGGAUCCACCAGCUGAGCUCGCCCGACCCCGUUUUCGACCUCGAUCUCCAGAAUAUUCAGAUAUUCAAGUUAGGCCCUCUGGAGUUGCUAUGCGCGAGCGAGGAAACGGGAGGCGACGAUUCUGAAGAGAAAUCAUUUUCAAGAGCUUUUAAGAUUGGCUUCGGAACAAAGGUUGAAUGCAAAUCUUUUUAUUCAGCCUGCGAGCAGUGGAAACUUGGGGUGGUUGGUGCAAGAACUGGUGAACCUUUGGCAAAUGGAAGAUUAACAGUUCCUAAAAGCAAAUUUGAUAACAAAAUAGAUACCACUUCUGCCAAAAUGUAUUUCCAUUAUUAUGGACAGCUGCUACAUCAGCAAAAUAUGCUACAGGACUAUGUGAGAACAGGAACAUAUUAUGCUGCAGUGAUUGAGAACCGUGUAGACUUCCAUGGUCGUGUUGUGGUUGAUGUUGGUGCUGGUAGUGGCAUUCUUUCAUUAUUUGCUGCCCAGGCUGGUGCCAAACAUGUCUACGCUGUAGAGGCAUCUGAAAUGGCAGAAUAUGCACGUAGGCUUGUUACUGGAAAUCCGUCACUCGGACAGCGGAUAACGGUUAUUAAAGGUAAAAUUGAGGAAGUGGAGCUUCCUGAGAAAGCAGAUAUUCUUAUAUCUGAGCCAAUGGGAACCCUGUUGGUCAAUGAAAGAAUGUUAGAGACAUAUGUGAUUGCAAGGGAUCGGUUCCUUAUCCCUGAUGGAAAAAUGUUUCCGUCUCUAGGAAGGAUACAUAUGGCACCAUUUAGUGAUGAAUAUCUCUAUGUGGAAAUUGCAAAUAAGGCCCUAUUUUGGCAGCAGCAUAAUUAUUAUGGUGUUGAUCUUACUCCUUUAUAUGGUUCUGCUUUCCAGGGAUAUUUCUCUCAGCCUGUGGUUGAUGCAUUUGAUCCAAGGCUACUAGUUUCUCCACCUAUAAUCCACACGCUAGACUUUACUUCCAUGAAGGAGGAGGAUCUCUAUGAAAUUGAUAUUCCUCUAAAUUUUGUAUCAUCUGUGGGCACACGUGUGCAUGGCCUGGCUUGCUGGUUUGAUGUCUUAUUUAAUGGGAGUUCUGUUCAAAGAUGGCUUACCACAGCUCCAGGUGCUCCUACAACUCAUUGGUAUCAACUACGUUGUGUCCUUGCACAACCAAUAUAUGUCAUGGCUGGGCAAGAGAUAACUGGGCGGUUUCACCUCGUCUCUCACAGUGCACAGAGCUAUACAAUUUUCUUGACUAUGUCAGCUAAAAUGUGGGGAGCUGGUGCUGAACAAGGAGGAAUACUGCAGACGUCUUCCUGCAAAUUUGAUCUUAAGGAACCCUACUAUCGGUUGUCUCAACCACAACCAUAUGUGUUGCAGCAAGAUCAGCAGUCAAACCAACAGCUUAUGCAGUCACAGGAAAUAUCCCCAAGCAUUCAGGAUGGGACUGGUCCCAGCAUAGCGGUCAUACCAUCACAUAUCCCCGAGUCAUUGAAUCAAUAGAAACAAAUGCAAUUUUCUGCCGCCCAGGUUUGUAAACUAACAUGCUUGGUACCAAUCAUUUGUUCCCCCAAUACCCAACAUACAGCUGUAAAUUUUAUGAACUUGCUACUUUGGUACUCUCUGCGUCAUGUUGCAUUAUGCUACAGUGUGCCUAUGCAAAUCGAUUAAUUUAAUGUAAUAAUUUCAAGAUCUAA
Molecule: messenger RNA, 2040 nt
Organism: Musa acuminata AAA Group (dessert banana)
Lineage: Eukaryota; Viridiplantae; Streptophyta; Magnoliopsida; Zingiberales; Musaceae
Product: probable histone-arginine methyltransferase CARM1
Exons: 15
Coding region: 212-1846 (544 amino acids)
Biological process (GO): peptidyl-arginine methylation
Molecular function (GO): protein-arginine N-methyltransferase activity
Source: RefSeq, a predicted model, not a curated record